Messenger RNA from Mucor mucedo, 324 nucleotides. RefSeq lists its product as uncharacterized. Bases 1 to 324 code for a protein of 107 amino acids. The record is from RefSeq and is a predicted model, not a curated record. The transcript has 3 exons. NCBI's taxonomy places the organism in Eukaryota, Fungi, Mucoromycota, Mucoromycetes, Mucorales, Mucoraceae.
AUGCAAUGUUUGGACGAAGCAGAAAUUACUUUACCAGUGAAAGAUCAAUCAACAGUAUUACCGAUUCCAGACAGAACGGUGGCCAGGCCAAAGAAAAGAGUGUUAGUAGAAGAGACAAGUGACGGUAGUUCUUCUAAAAAACAAAAAACCAGUAAGAACCCGUAUAUUGAUGAUGAGGCUGACUGUUCCGACGACAAUUUAAAUAAUGACAAUGAAUCUGGAGCGGCUCAAGUAAAUGAUGCCGUCAAGACAAAAGAAGCUGCAGUGGACCACGGAAAACGGGUUGAUGCGCAUAGUGAUUCCUGUGGCUCCAGAGCUGCCUGA